UUUUAUUACUUACUAAAUAAAACAGCACGUGCCUUUCGUUGGAAACAGGGUCUUGUUCUUGUUUCUCUUUGUGCGUGUAUUUGAGCUGCAAGGAUGGCUCCGCGGUAUGAAUUAGCUGUCGGUCUGAACCGAGGUCACAAAACGACCAAAAUUCGUGUUGCGAAAAAUAAAGAUGAGAAGAAGAAGACAGUAUGCGUCUUGCCAGCAAGACUGAAGGGGAGACAAACUAAACACAGCAAAUUUGUCAGAGAUUUAAUUCGUGAAGUAACUGGACAUGCACCAUAUGAGAAGCGUGCUAUGGAAUUGUUGAAGGUUUCUAAGGAUAAACGUGCGCUUAAGUUCUUGAAAAGAAGGUUGGGCACUCAUAUCAGAGCCAAGAGGAAACGUGAAGAACUUGGAAACAUUCUUGUCCAGAUGAGGAAAGCAGCUGCUCAUCAUUAAACACGUUAUUCAAUUUUUAUAAUAAGUACAUAAUAAAAAUAUAUGUAACAAAAUA
This is a messenger RNA of Ceratina calcarata, 496 nucleotides long. It is a transcript of the gene RpL36, whose product is annotated as ribosomal protein L36. Gene Ontology annotation, molecular function: structural constituent of ribosome. NCBI's taxonomy places the organism in Eukaryota, Metazoa, Arthropoda, Insecta, Hymenoptera, Apidae. The transcript has 4 exons. Gene Ontology annotation, biological process: translation. Gene Ontology annotation, cellular component: ribosome. The coding region runs from base 94 to 441 and encodes 115 amino acids. The record is from RefSeq and is a predicted model, not a curated record.